Fulvia fulva is the source of this 195-nucleotide messenger RNA. RefSeq lists its product as uncharacterized. Lineage: Eukaryota; Fungi; Ascomycota; Dothideomycetes; Mycosphaerellales; Mycosphaerellaceae. The record is from RefSeq and is a predicted model, not a curated record. The transcript has a single exon. The coding region runs from base 1 to 195 and encodes 64 amino acids.
AUGAGAGAGUUUGACGUGGAAACUAAGGAUCCGGAGAACAUUCAGCGCGUGAUGACUGAGAUCUGCCGCGACCUUGCUUAUGAGUACCUCGGACUGGAACGCUCGAUUUCGGAUGACCAUCCUGCAAAUGAGGCAGUGGGUAAGCUCGAGUUGAUCUCGAGGAGCGAAACAUUGGAGCUUAGGAAGAAGGAAUGA